AGAGACGGAGGGGCAAAUACGGAAAAGACAGGUACAACCCGUGUUUACCCUAGUUCGACACGCUCCAGGGGCUACAUCGUCGUCUCCCCGCCUCACCACAUCUCACCUCGUCUCCUCCUCCGGUCCUUCCCCCAUCUCUUCGCCGGCUUCCAUUUCUUGCCUGCCAGUCACUCUCGUCCGCCGCAGAUCGAGAAGCCGCCACCAAACCCCCCCUCCACCACCGUAUGACCAUGACAGCCCAGCAGCACCGGCACCCCAAGCGCCGCUGCGUCGCCCUCUCCCUUUCUCCGUCCCUCGCGCGCAUCCCCGGCGCCCCCACGCCGCCGCUCGACUCGCUGGCCGACGAGCUUCUCUUCCUUGUCCUGGACCGCGUGGCCCAGGCCGACCCGCGGGCGCUCAAGUCCUUCGCGCUGGCCUCCCGCGCCUGCCACGCCGCGGAGUCCAGCCACCGCCGGACGCUCCGCCCGCUCCGCGCGGACCUCCUGCCCGCCGCGCUGGCGCGGUACCCGACCGCGACCCGCCUCGACCUCACCCUCUGCGCGCGCGUCCCCGACGCCGCCCUCGCCUCCGCCGCCGUCUCCGGGUCCUCCUCCGCCCUCCGCGCCGUCGACCUCUCCUGCUCCCGCGGGUUCAGCGCCGCGGGCGUCUCCGAGCUCGCCGUCGCCUGCCCGGGCCUCGUCGACCUCGACCUCUCCAAUGGGGUCGACCUCGGGGACGCCGCGGCGGCCGAGGUGGCGCGGGCCAGGGCGCUCCGGAGGCUCUCGCUGGCCCGCUGGAAGCCGCUCACCGACAUGGGCCUCGGAUGCGUCGCCGUCGGGUGCACGGAGCUGAGGGAGCUCUCGCUCAAGUGGUGCCUUGGGCUCACGGAUCUGGGGAUCCAGCUCCUCGCCCUCAAGUGCAGGAAGCUCACCAGCCUGGAUCUCUCCUACACCAUGAUCACAAAGGCUAGCUUGCCUCCCAUCAUGAAGCUACCCAGUCUUCAAGAGUUGACACUGGUGGGGUGUAUUGCGAUCGAUGAUGAUGCUCUUGGUAGUCUUGAGAGAGAAUGCAGUAAAUCACUACAGGUGCUUCAUAUGUCUCAGUGUCAGAAUAUCACAGGUGUGGGAGUUUCAUCCAUCCUGAAGUCGGUACCCAAUCUAUUGGAACUGGAACUUUCAUACUGCUGUCCUGUCACUCCUUCUAUGGUGAGAAGCUUCCAGAAGCUUGCUAAACUUCAGACCCUGAAGCUGGAAGGCUCCAAAUUCAUGGCCGAUGGACUAAAAGCCAUUGGAACCUCUUGUGCUUCUUUAAGGGAACUAAGUCUGAGCAAGUCAUCUGGAGUGACCGACACAGAACUCUCUUUUGCUGUGUCAAGGCUAAAGAACCUGCUGAAGCUGGACAUUACUUGUUGUCGCAAUAUCACUGAUGUUUCACUAGCGGCCAUAACUAGUUCAUGCUCUUCUCUCAUCUCUAUGAGGAUGGAGUCUUGUAGCCGUGUUUCCAGUGGAGCACUCCAACUGAUCGGGAAGCACUGUUCUCGCUUGGAAGAGUUGGACCUUACUGACAGUGAUUUGGAUGACGAAGGAUUGAAAGCUCUUGCCAGAUGCAGCGAACUUUCGAGUCUAAAAAUUGGUAUUUGCUUGAAGAUAAGUGAUGAAGGUCUUACCCACAUCGGAAGGUCUUGCCCAAAACUCCGCGAGAUUGAUUUGUACAGGUGUGGAGGCCUUAGCGAUGAUGGAAUUAUUCAAAUUGCGCAGAGUUGUCCGAUGCUAGAGUCUAUCAACCUAUCAUACUGCACAGAAAUAACAGACCGCUCACUGAUUUCACUAUCAAAAUGCUCAAAGCUGAAUACUCUGGAGAUUCGUGGCUGCCCCAGGGUUUCAUCCAUCGGGCUCUCAGAAACAGCGAUGGGGUGCAGGCUGCUUUCCAAGCUUGAUAUUAAGAAAUGCUUUGGGAUUAAUGAUGCUGGAAUGCUUUACCUUUCCCAGUUCUCUCAUAGCCUCCGUCAGAUAAACUUGUCAUACUGUUCAGUCACCGAUAUUGGGCUUCUUUCCCUUUCUUGCAUAUCCGGCCUGCAGAACAUGACGAUCGUCCAUGUAGCGGGUAUAACGCCUAAUGGCUUGGCAGCUACUCUUAUGGUUUGUGGUGGUUUGACGAAAGUGAAGCUUCAUGAAGCAUUCAGAUCCAUGAUGCUUCCUCACAUGAUAAAAAAUGUUGAGGCACGCGGCUGUGUUUUCCAAUGGAUUGAUAAACCAUUCAAGGUAUUCUACGGCUCCCCUGGUUGCCUUACACACAGCAUUAGACCCUUGUGCUCGCCAACUCGUUCUUGCCUAAUUUGCUACUCGAAAACGCUACACACUAUUUGUUUCAGAAAAGCUUGGUUCUAUUCAGCUGUGUUUUGUGCUGCCAGAUCUAAAUGCAAUGCUGUGUUCUUUUCUGUGCUUUCAGUAUAUUGUCUAUGAUUGAAACACACAACCCAUGAUUUUGCUUAUGGAUGGUGUUUUUUUCCCUUCAAAAAAAGGCUUAAAGAAGAGCAUAGCACAGUUGUCUUGAAUCUAUUGAGUGGGUUUGUUCUUACAGAGCUAUUACAAGGCUGCAAAAGUAAAACAGUGUCUGUCUAAUAACUGGUGUGGCAUUGUAGGUUGAGGUGGAACCUUGUGAUGUAUGGAAGCAACAGUCGCAAGACGUGCUUGUACGAUGAGAAUUGAGUUGACCCUCGAGCAUGUGGCUAUCGUGGAAAUCAUGGCAUGCAUCGUUAUGGAUGGAUGGGUUGUUGGCUGGCAAUGUCAUCCGCGCAAGUGAUUCCUGUGUUUGAGCAUAGGUCUUGAUGUUGUUGUAUACUGGUAUAAGCAAGUGAUUCCUGUGUCAUCCGCAAGUGUAUGUAUGUCUUGAUGUUGUUGUAUACUGGUAUAGAUGAGUAGGUCCCACAUUUAUUUGGUGAGGUGAUCAUUUGACAGGAAGUUGCUGUAUAGAAUACUACCAUGUAAAGAUGUCGAUACGGAAGGGAUGAGAAAAUGGUUUUGAAAUUUAGUACGAUAUGCCUUUUCCUA
Messenger RNA from Zea mays, 3029 nucleotides. Its product is annotated as F-box/LRR-repeat protein 3. The transcript is spliced from 7 exons. Gene Ontology annotation, cellular component: SCF ubiquitin ligase complex. Gene Ontology annotation, molecular function: protein binding. The record is from RefSeq and is a predicted model, not a curated record. The coding region runs from base 225 to 2441 and encodes 738 amino acids. Gene Ontology annotation, biological process: SCF-dependent proteasomal ubiquitin-dependent protein catabolic process. NCBI's taxonomy places the organism in Eukaryota, Viridiplantae, Streptophyta, Magnoliopsida, Poales, Poaceae.